UUGCUGAGUGAAAUGCUCGUAGGGAUGGAGUGUUCUGACGAGAUGAGCAUUUUGGUAUUUAAGAGCGGGUCGCGGUGGCGAAUGUCAUCAGUUAACACGAGCUCACACAGUCAGGAACAUCUCCAAAAACUGGAGUUGUUCUAGCGAGUGUUACAUUAAGCCGAAGCAGCGUAGUCUUCUUAAACUAGAGCCGUGCUCACCACGCCUAAUAUGCGCGCAUUCGUGGUACUCGCCUGUGUGGCUUUGGCCUAUGGCCGCCCGGAGGCUCCAGUAGGAUACAGCUACUCGGCUCCUUCUAGUAGCUACGGAGUACCAUCUCAUGGAGGUGGAAUCUCUAGUGGAAUUUCCCUCGGUGGAUUAUCUGGCGGUCACUCCUCAGGAGGAAUCUCAUUGAGUGGUGGUCACUCUUCUGGCGGUAUCUCUCUUUCCGGAGGUAGCCUCGGCGGUGGACUCGGUGGACUUAGCAGCGGAAUCGGCGGUGGACUUGGUGGAUUCGGUGGUGGACUGGGUGGUGGACUGGGCGGUGGACUCGGCGGCGGAAUCGGUGGAGGAUUCGGCGGUGAUGCCGGAUUCGGUGGUGGAUUCGGAGGUGGUUUCGGCGGCGCUCCUCUUGUCCAAAAACACAUCUACGUUCACGUUCCUCCACCAGAACCCCAAGAGCAGAGACUCCCCCGUAUCACUCCCGUCGCUCCACCCCAGAAGCACUAUAAAAUCAUCUUUAUCAAGGCCCCGACUCCACCUACCCCCAUUGCGCCCAUCAUUCCCGUUCAACCUCAGAACGAAGAGAAGACCCUUGUGUACGUGCUCGUCAAGAAGCCCGAUCAACAACCCGACAUCGUCAUUCCUACACAGACACCCACUCAACCCUCAAAACCUGAAGUAUACUUCAUCAAAUACCAGACCCAGAAGGAAGGCGGUGGUAUUGGUGGUGGUUUCGGAGGUGGUAUCGGAGGUGGCAUCGGAGGUGGCAUCGGAGGUGGCAUCGGAGGUGGCAUCGGAGGUGGCCUCAUCGGCGGUGGUGGUAUCGGCGGUGGUGGCAUCGACGGUGGCGUUAUCAGUGGCGGUUCUAUCGGCGGAGGUGACCUCGGUGGUAUCGGCGGAGGUUCGGGACUUGAAGGCGCCGUGCUCAGCGGCGGCGGCGGUCACGGCGGAGCUGAUAUCGGUUCGGACUUCGGUGCUAGCGGUGGUGACGCAAGUGUUUCAGUGAGCGGCGGCGCUACGAGCUCUCAAUAUGGUCCUCCCGGUCACGUUGCUGGACCCCUUCAUUAAUCCAUAAUACAGCAUUUUAGUUAGGUGGUAGGAUAUUACAAACAGUUACUAUAUUUAUUGCUGAGCGAAAAACCGAUUCCCAUAAGUGAUGACGAAGAAAAUCUUAUUUUGAUCGAAUGAUAUAAAUAUAAAAUUAAAUAAUCUACCACCUGCUGGCCGCGGUCGGACGCUCUGUACAUAGUCACCUCCCACGCGUUCGCUCGCGGGUCAGUAAAAGGGACUUGAGGCUACUUAAGUAUUUAAAUCUCAUCAUCAUCUUUACUCGUUAUUAGUGCACAGUGUUAAUGUUGUUCAAAUGAAAGUAUUUUACUGCGACUGUUAUGUUUAUGUAUUAUAAAUAGCUUUUAUUUUUUAUAAUAAAAAAGAA
This is a messenger RNA of Maniola jurtina (meadow brown), 1636 nucleotides long. Its product is annotated as glycine-rich cell wall structural protein-like. NCBI's taxonomy places the organism in Eukaryota, Metazoa, Arthropoda, Insecta, Lepidoptera, Nymphalidae. The transcript is spliced from 2 exons. The coding region runs from base 211 to 1269 and encodes 352 amino acids. The record is from RefSeq and is a predicted model, not a curated record.